CGUCGCCCGAAGCCAAUUGCCCAAUAUGCGGCCCUCGUACACCUGCAACAGGUGCCUCUCGCUCAUCAAAGCCGCCCGGCCGCAAUUGCUACCCUCGUCUGCGCUGCACAUCGCCCCCCAGGGAUUCUUGCAGCGAAAUCACUCCACCUGCAAUGUUCCUGCACAGCCCAAGCUCUCGCUGCCAAAACGGAGCAUCUCGACCACGUCGAACCGCAACUUCCAGGGCGCCUUCGAGCCGUACGAAUAUGUUGACCCGGAGGGCCACCGUCGGAAGAUGGUCCUGACCGAGGACAAUCUCUUCCACUCGUUCACGCACUCGCCCAUUCCUGCGAUCCGCAAGCGCGCAGCUUAUAUGCGACAACACGCCUACUGCCCGCACCCUGAUCACAAGCCUACCAGGGCCCCGAACAAUCCCGAUGAUCACGAGGCGCGCAAGAACUCGGACGGCACGCCGCCCGCCCACGUCGACUUUGAGUGUCCCGACUGCGGCAUUCCCGUAUACUGCUGCGAGGAGCACUGGGCAGACGACUACGAGAACCAUUUGGACGUGUGUGAUGUCUUGCGGCAGUCCAAUGAGGAUGACCACGAUCUGCAUAGUGGCCGCUUCUUCAAGGAGUUUCAGUUCGCGGAGCCGCAGAUUGAAGAAAUCCUAACCAACAUGAGCAGUUGGGACACCUAUCUGUACACCCGAGACUACGAUGCGCUGAACAAGGAUCGCGAGAUGCGCCAGGCUACUAAGCUCCUGACGUACCCUAUGACCAUCGCCAGUGUCAUCAAUGAGCUUAGCCCGUACAACAUCCGCAAAGGUGGACGCAUGACGCCGGAGGGUCUGAAGAGCUUCGGUGCUCUGCGCCACACCCUCCAUCCGCCCAGAACUGGUGGAGGUGACACCUGGAAGAACGCCCGUCUCGCCCCGCCUUCGGUGCGUCUCUUCAUCCUCGGCGCAAGAGCCGAAUCUUCCCUCCCGCGAGACACGUGGAUGCAACUCGCGUACCUGUUCCACCGCGUACAAUUCUCCCUACACUUCAUCGGCCCGGAAAGCAUGGCAAACCGCGAGAAAGAGCUCCCGCUCCCUGAGCGCACCGCAAACAACCCCUUCGGUGCCGUGAUUGAAGACCGUAUUUCCAACGCCAUGAAAAUCAGUACUUACGUCGAGUACUACCACACCAUGCACAAAACGGGUCACUUCGUUCCUUACGACCCCUACUUUGACUGCUUCGUGUGCUUCCAUCCGGGCUUCGGAAAUCCGGCCUCACUGCAUGAGUGGGAGGAGACGAUACCGCUACUUUUGGAGACCAAAGUGCCAAUCAUCGCCACGGCCUACUCACCGAGUGACCUGGAACAGGAUGUUGGGUUCCUGCAGAAACGCUACGGUAACGAGAUGGAUAUGUUGCUCGAACCCGGAGUGAACAUCUUCAGGAGCUUGAGAUGGGACCUGAAUGAUCUCGAUCCGCAUGACGCAACUUGCAGCAACUUUGGCCUUUAUGCCUUCAGAGGAAAGCGGUACGAAGCGACCAAGAAGGAGAAGGAGGAGGAGGUGCACAGCGAGCGCACUGCGUAAGAUACGGAUGUACAACCCCUUGUGUAAAUAUGCCUGUAGAAUGUACACUAUUGUAUGUACCGAAGGUACUUGCCUGAUAAUGUUGGUGAGUGAGUGUAGUGGGAAAGAGCCCCCAGG
Molecule: messenger RNA, 1678 nt
Organism: Paraphaeosphaeria sporulosa
Lineage: Eukaryota; Fungi; Ascomycota; Dothideomycetes; Pleosporales; Didymosphaeriaceae
Exons: 2
Coding region: 26-1561 (511 amino acids)
Biological process (GO): mitochondrial respiratory chain complex IV assembly
Cellular component (GO): extrinsic component of mitochondrial inner membrane
Source: RefSeq, a predicted model, not a curated record